AUGCAAGUACUUCUCAGAAUCAGACACAAAAAGUGCGACGAGAAGAUACCUUCGUGCACGCCAUGCAUGGCUACUGGACGAAAAUGUGAUUUUGAGUCGCUGGUUUCCCAGUCCCUCCUGCAACCAUCCCUCAAACCCAAUCACCUCGGCAUGCUCUUGCUCAGCACCAGCGAAGAUUCCGCUCAUUUCGGCUACUUUAUCAACGUCUGCGCCAAAGAUUUCUCGCUCUUCUUUGAGUCUCCAGUCUGGGAGAGUAUCGUCCUGCAAGCUGCGUGCACAGAGCCCUGCAUACGGCACGCUGCGCUCGCAAUUGGUGCCAUGAGCAGGAAUAAUUACGACCGGCACACCCAAUCAUCAGAGCCAGAAGCACGAGAAUAUUCAAUGAAACAGUAUAAUCUUGCUCUUCGGGCGCUCAGUCAUGCUCUUGACCAAGGAACUGGACGCUCGGAGCUGGCUGCCUUGGGGAGUAUUACGUUUAUUGCGUUUGAGGUUCUUUGGGGACAGGAUAUGAGAGUAAAGAUGCAUAUUGAUGCUGCUGUUGCGAUUGUCACGGCUAGGAUGGGUCGUCUCAGAGAUAGUAAAAGUAGCAGUAAUAGUGCCGAGGUGGGAUAUCUUGAUAGUGCUUUAUCUCAACUGGGCGCGCAGUUUUCGUCAUUUAGUACACACAGUGAGAAUUGGAACGGAGAAGGGGGAAUGGCACGCAAUGCAAAACUAUGA
Molecule: messenger RNA, 717 nt
Organism: Talaromyces atroroseus
Lineage: Eukaryota; Fungi; Ascomycota; Eurotiomycetes; Eurotiales; Trichocomaceae
Exons: 2
Coding region: 1-717 (238 amino acids)
Biological process (GO): regulation of DNA-templated transcription
Molecular function (GO): zinc ion binding; DNA-binding transcription factor activity, RNA polymerase II-specific
Source: RefSeq, a predicted model, not a curated record